Molecule: messenger RNA, 1782 nt
Organism: Auanema sp. JU1783
Lineage: Eukaryota; Metazoa; Nematoda; Chromadorea; Rhabditida; Rhabditidae
Source: the annotation of a GenBank genome assembly
AUGAAUAGUGAUCAAGCUGAACAACGAAUGGGUGCUUUGUACAGUGUGCCUUGUCCUUGUUGCAACAUCUCUCUAGAGUUAGUUUGUUAUUCUUCCGGGCUUCAUAAGAUAUUGCCUACUCAGCCAGAUCGCCCUGCUAUGGUUCCGAUAGCAGUGGCUCCAGCUCCAGCUCCAGCUCCAGCUCCAGCUCCAGCUCCAGCUCCAGCUCCUGUUCCCCUCCCGACUUCAACUUUUGCUUCUACCAACAUUCCCAAUUCAAGUAGAAAUCUGGCUUCAGCUUCUGAUUCUUUCCAUUCAUCAACACUUAAUCGUCCUAUUUCUCAUCAUAGCUUCACAUCUCCUGGUCCUCAUUUGAAAAGUGCCAUAGCGAACUUCGAGAAAAUACGUUUGCCAAGUGAAGAGAAUUCAAAAUUCAAUCAUUCUUAUGAUUCAAGGAAGAGUAAUUAUCAAUGUCGUGAUGGUAACAGAAGUAAAAGAAAUGAUACGGGCUGGGGAGCUGAGAAAGUCGACUGGCCGACCAGCGGAAAUGUCAGAGUUGAUUCUAGAAAAGGAGAUGCUCGCGAUAAUAGAACAUAUGAAAAAGUGUCAGUACCCACAGCAGAAACCAUUUGGGAAAGUACUAAGUGUGAGCAGUAUAAGUUUGAUGGAGGUUGUCGUUUACUCAACGAUAAAGAGAACUUUCCGGAUGGAUUCGAAGUAUAUGAUAAACGUAUUGAACGAAGUCGCUCUUGCAAUGAAGUUGAUAGAGAAAACCCAGAAACAGCUUCAAAGAGUUCUGUGAGUCGAUGUAAUUCGUGUUUAUCCGACGCUGAUUUAUCGGGUGUCACUGAGAAUUCGGUAGAGUCUUGGUAUGCUUCAUUCAAGAAGCAAAGCGCAGAUUGUGAAUGGGAUCGAGGAUUUGUUAUAGCUUUCCAUAAGACUUCUAAGAAUCAUUUCAUCGGAAUAGAGUUGUUGACUGUUCGGAAAGGGCGUCUGUGUAUUCCGCUUGCACUCUCCGAGUUAAAUGACCUGAAGAAAAGCUUUGUAUACAAAUACAGAUUUCUUCAAGACGAAGGGUUCGAGGUCAAACCCGAUAUCCCACAAUAUUCUUUCUUGAACGAGCUGGUGGUUUUACCUCAAAAUCAAAUAUCUGUUGUGGUUCCCGGUCUUGUGUCCUACAGUAACUAUUCUCUAGAGGAAAUGAAAGCUCGUAAAGAGAAGCUUCACGUUUGGAGCGACAGUGUAGGUUUUUUGAACUUUUCUGUAGAUGCUAUAGAAUAUUGGAACUCGAAGAACAAUUCCUCAAUAUUUGAACCACUUUCAAUGGUCUCGUUAAGUUUAAUGUCGAAAUGGCAGAGGGAUUGCAUGACCGAUGACAAAGCAAGCAAUCCAGAGUGGGAUGUUAUUAAUGUAGAACCUUUGGAAAAUUCGAAGAUGAAACGUCACUUGGAAGCAUGUUAUCCUAAAGAAGUUUUCCGAUUUGAUGACUUCAAGGUAAUUCGAAGGAACGAUAAGAAAUUUUCAAAUGUACUAGAGUCGAAAUCAUUCCCCUACUUAACUGUCUCUGCCCAUCCGUCCCAGUGCUUGAUGGACAUUGAUCGAGUAAAAAUUGGAGAUGUCCUCACGGCUAUCGUUGCUCCUCGUUUUGGCUCAAAUGAGGUAGUGUGGCAAGCUUUAAUUGUUGGGCAAAUAGAGAGAAUUGUUUCUGCUACCAAUGAUAAUAUAAGCUUCUUUGCGCCAAAAAAUAAUAUCCCCAUCAAGAAAGUUAACUCAAGGAUCAUUGAAUACGUGAAGAAUUUUUGA